AUGGUUCCAGAGACGGCUGGCACCGUGAACGCCUGGAAAUCGGAUUUUGUUUUCAAACAAUCUUGCCCUGACAACAACACCAAUGACAACACCACCAACGACAACACCACCAAUGACAACACCACCAAUGACAACAGCACCAACGACAACACCACCAAUGACAACACCACCAAUGACAACACCACCAAUGACAACACCACCAACGACAACACCACCAAUGACAACACCACCAAUGACAACACCACCAAUGACAACACCACCAAUGACAACAGCACCAACGACAACACCACCAAUGACAACACCACCAAUGACAACACCACCAAUGACAACAGCACCAAUGACAACAUCACCAAUGACAACACCACCAAUGACAACACCACCAAUGACAACACCACCAACGACAACAACGCCACUGACAACACCAACAACGACAUCACCACCAACGACAACACCGCCAAUGACAACACCACCAAUGACAACACCACAAGCGACAACAACGCCAUUGAUAAGAGCCAAUUAUUAACUGUCACCAAAAAAAAUCAAGACUCGCCGCGACAGGAAACUCUGGUCGCACCAACAAAGCAAUAUUCAGCUACACCAACUCAAAGCACAACGCCACAAUCAGGAAAAAUCAGCGCUAAAAUUAACACUAAAGAUACAUCUAGCACCGGCAAAGCCAAGCCAUUUUCACUUUCAGAAUCGCCAUCAUCAAAAAGGAAGAAAAGUGACAGCCCCUUAUUAGAGAAAGAGGAUGCUUGGGACAGUCACUGCGAGGAAAUACACUCUGAAAAGGGGGAUGGUACCAAUUACUACUCAGCUUACUUCAGCAUCACACCAGAGAAGAAAAUAAGAAUCCCUUACGACAAGAAAGAGAAGAGCAGCGACCAAGACGAAAAAAUUUAG
This is a messenger RNA of Physella acuta, 903 nucleotides long. RefSeq names its product putative mediator of RNA polymerase II transcription subunit 29. NCBI's taxonomy places the organism in Eukaryota, Metazoa, Mollusca, Gastropoda, Physidae. The record is from RefSeq and is a predicted model, not a curated record.